AAACUCACGGUGGACUUGGACCUCCACUGAAGGCGACCUGGCCGACCCAAGCUCGUUGGUGGCCGUGCAGCCGUACAAGCCGGCGUCGGCGGGCGUGACGGACGUCGUGGUGAAAGUGUGACCGCGAGAGACGUUUUGGUGUAAACGCCGCCAUCUUCCCAAGUGGCUGUGAAGAUGUGGGACAGCGUGUUGUUUUGGACGGCGUUGCGGCGGGAGCUGGCGCACAAGGACGGCAAGUCGUUGGACACCCUGGUCAGGGUGAGGAUGGAGAACGGCUCGCUUUCCACUGAGCAGAAUGUGGACACCGGCUGGCCUUCUGUCACAUUGGUGGCCAUGGACAGCACCGGCUCGGACGGACCGUCUUGAGAGAAUGGACUUGGACCUUUACUGGGGCUGAUUUGGCCGAGCCCAGUUCGUUGACGGCCGUGCAAGCGUAGUCGGCGGCGUCGGCAGGCGUGACGAACGUCAGCGUCAAGUACCCAUUUCAGGAGACUUUCAGGAAAAUCACAGAUCCGUAUCAGGCCCAGCCAAGACCGACGUGGGAGGCGGGAGAUUAAACCCCUCUGUGGGCUCCCUCAAGUUAGGAUCGUAGUCGGUGCCCUCGUCCCGAGGUGUGCGACGGUUGGCGCAGUUAUCAAGCAGGGUGAAGUAGACGACAGACAGGAGUGUCACGCCCACGCUGACGCAGCCGAGCAUCAGACUGGCUCCGUAGUCAAUCACGGAUUCAUCCCGGUGAACGCCAAUGAGGGAGGACAAAGUGGCUUACCAGCGAUGAACUUGAGGACUCUUCCGGCGACAACGCACUUGUCCUUGUGCGCCUGCAAGAAGGUGCCCAGACAGCAGCACUGUCUGAAACAGGCACUGAGCACCAAGAGGACGAGAAAGGCUUCCAACACCAAGGUUGUCCGUCGCUGGUCCCAUCUGUGACAAUAAGUGUUGGAAUUGUUGAGGACCAUGAGGCAUUGCUUCCAGAUGCCCAAGGUAAAUUCGAAUCUCUGGCAGUCUCCCGGAGGGGGAACGCACAUCCGAACCAAGUCGGUGGAGACCGUGACGGCAAAGAAGCCCAAUGUGCACAGGAAGCUGAGCCCAAGCCUCCACAACUGCACAGUCACUGAAAUCCCAGCCAUGAUGUCAAAAAAAAAAUCGGAUGAGGUCAAAAUCCAAAUGGGGAACGUCAAGCCUGCUGGCGUGGUGGCUGUCUGAAAAUGUACAAGAAAACAAAAGUCACAUCACGUGUGUACUUAAAAUGCAAUGUAGAACAUUGCAAAAGCAGACCCCCCAAAAAGUUGUGAUAUAGAAAUGAAAGUCCACACACUCACCUUUCCUCGUAGGCACACUUCUCAGAGGUCCGAGGUGCAGAGUAACAUCUUGGGCGCGCUCCCUGCCAAGAUAUACUAAGUUGCAUCUUGCAAUGCAUUCUUGGUAAUGUCGUUCUUUUCCUUCUCCCUCCCAGGGGGACAUCCCCUGCCAUUUUUCUAAUACUCUUAACAAAACUCAUCUUAUCGCUUCUAAUAAGUAUUUCAAACUGGUUUUAGGAUUUCAAGCAUUUUAAAGUCGUGUGUGUAUCACUCGGAUUGAGGUUUCAAACUCAGGUUGAGAUUUCAUAAUUUUAAACUCAGGUUAUAGAUGCGGUGAGGACUAGUUUUGGCAAGCAUGCAAUUCGGCCCUGACCUUAAAGCUGGGUACGCCCCAUUCUAGCAACAUUUUAAAAGAAAUGAAAGCUAAAACUGAUAAAGACAUACCACAGAAUUGUGGCAAAAUGUAAGGCUACAAAGUAUUUACUCGGGCAGAUGCACAAAAGAAUUUACGAACUCGAUUUUAUAAUCAUUGUUAGAAGUUGUGACCUUCGUUUAAAGAUCCAAAUUUAAAACCCUUGUGUCUUACAAAACAACUAUAUUCUUUGCAAAACACUUUGUAAACUUGCGUCAAAUUUACACAUGUAGGUAAACCUUCAUCUUUUAUAUUUAUUUAUUUCUGUAUGUACGUAUGUGUGUGUGAUUUGUUUAUUUGAUUGCUUAUUUGAUUAUUCAAUUGUUUUUAUUUUAUUUCAUUUAUUUCGUUGGCAGUGCCUCUUGUUUCCGGUUUGACCAGCAGGGGGCAGUAUAGCUUCAGGUUGACAAACCUGGCGGCGAUCUCGGGGUCUGACUUGAUUGAAGGCGGUGCAUGUGAUGACGGAUGAGUCUCUGAUUGACUGAAAAGUUUGGGCUAUGUUUUGGGGUUUGUCUCCUCCCUCACCGAAUUCCAUACAAAGCCAUCAACUCAUUCUGGAAAGUUUCACUCCUCACAAGACAACGGCGCUGCAUUUUGGAUUUUGACCUCCUCAAAUCUGAUGGCCAGGUUGGGUGCGCUGCUGUGCGGUUUUACGCUGGGCCUCCUGGGCUGGUUGGGCAUCUUGGUCGCCACGGCCAGCAACGACUGGCUUGUUCUGUGCAGGCACAGUCAAUUGUCCGCCUGCAGGAUGUUUGACAUUGUGAGGACCAAAGGCCCGUGGGCUGAAUGUUCCUCCACUGCCUCUAACGGAAUGCAGACCUGCUUACCCUUCCAGAUCUUCGACCUGCCUGUUUACGCCCACGUGACUCGUGCCCUGAUGGUCACGGCCUCCAUCUUGGGCCUGGUUGCCAUGGUGAUGGUGGCCACGUCCAUGCCCUGCAUCCGCCUGGGUAGUGACGCCCAGAAUUCCAAGAACAAGAGUGCCGCCGUCGGGGGAGUCCUCAUGCUCAUCGCUGGGCUGUGCGGGCUGCUUUCCACCGUCUGGUUCUUCAUUGGCGAGAACCUGAACGAGCAGGUGAUGUCCUUUGGCUUUGCGCUGUACGCCGGCUGGGCGGGCGUGGUCUUGUCCCUUUUGGCCGGCGUCAUCCUGAGCUGCUGCUCCUCAUCGCCGUCGUCACGCCCGUACCAGGACCACGGCAGGGUCUACUUUUCCAAGAUGGGGGCAGAGGCCACUGCGCCAGCCGCCACGUUGUCAUCUCCCAACCACACCAAGAGUGUCCAUGUCUGAUGAGGUCAAAGGUCAUCUCUCUCGGUGGAUGAAAAACACGCGUUGAUUACUAACUGUUCAAUGUUUGUGUGUCAAUGACAAUUUUAUAUUUGCAAAUAUAUAUGCUAAAGUAUAUUUCAAUUGUAUUGUUUGACAUUUUGUUAGGUCAGCUUGCUCAAACACAGUCAGUAUUCAAGAACUCUUAUUUUGGGGUUAUUUAUUGUUUGU
Messenger RNA from Syngnathus typhle (broad-nosed pipefish), 3205 nucleotides. It is a transcript of the gene cldn11a, whose product is annotated as claudin 11a. Gene Ontology annotation, molecular function: structural molecule activity. Gene Ontology annotation, biological process: bicellular tight junction assembly; cell adhesion. The transcript is spliced from 8 exons. Lineage: Eukaryota; Metazoa; Chordata; Actinopteri; Syngnathiformes; Syngnathidae. The record is from RefSeq and is a predicted model, not a curated record. Gene Ontology annotation, cellular component: plasma membrane; bicellular tight junction. The coding region runs from base 2330 to 2998 and encodes 222 amino acids.